UUCCCGGCCGGCGGGCCCGAGCGCAGCGCGGCGGCGGCAUGGCGGUGUCCUGCGGGAGCUGGCUGGCCAACGAAGGCGCGAAGCACCUCUGCCUGCUCGUUUGGCUCUGCUUGAACGUCCUACUGUUUUGGAAAACCUUCCUGCUGUACAACCAAGGUCCAGAGUACCACUACCUCCACCAGAUGUUGGGCCUAGGAUUGUGUCUGAGCAGAGCCUCUGCAGCUGUUCUUAACCUCAACUGCAGCCUUAUCCUUUUACCCAUGUGCCGAACACUCCUGGCUUUUCUUCGGGGAUCUCAGAAGGUUCCCAGCAGGAGAACAAGAAGAUUGUUGGAUAAAAGCAGAGCAUUCCAUAUAACCUGUGGUGUUACUAUCUGCAUUUUCUCAGGCGUGCACGUGGCUGCCCAUCUGGUGAACGCGCUCAACUUCUCAGUGAACUACAGCGAAGACUUUGUUGAACUGAAUGUGGCAAGACACCGACAUGAGGAUCCUAGAAAACUUCUCUUCACAACAGUGCCCGGGCUGACGGGAGUCUGCAUGGUCGUGGUGCUCUUCCUAAUGACUACAGCCUCGACGUAUGCGAUAAGAGUCUCCAAUUAUGAUAUCUUCUGGUAUACUCAUAACCUCUUCUUUGUCUUCUACAUGCUGCUGAUGUUGCACGUCUCAGGAGGGCUGCUGAAGUACCAAACCAACUUAGACACUCACCCUCCCGGCUGCGUCUUUCUUAACCAAACCCACUCUCAGGAAGUUUCCUUACCAGAGCUUCUCUCAGAGCAUUUUCAUGAACCUUUACCUGGAGGAUUUUCAAACCCAGAAGAGUUUAACCAAAAAACAUUCGUGAAGAUUUGUGUGGAAGAACCCAGGUUUCAAGCUAAUUUUCCACAGACUUGGCUUUGGAUUUCUGGGCCCUUGUGCCUGUACUGUGCCGAAAGGCUUUACAGGUGCAUCCGAAGCAACAAGCCAGUCACCAUCAUCGCGGUCAUCAGUCACCCAUCCGAUGUCAUGGAAAUCCGAAUGGUCAAAGAGAAUUUUCAAGCCAGACCUGGCCAGUAUAUUAUUCUACAUUGUCCCAGUGUGUCUGCAUUGGAAAGCCAUCCUUUUACUCUCACAAUGUGCCCUUCUGCAACCAAAGCAACAUUUGGGGUCCAUCUUAAAAUAGUAGGAGACUGGACAGAACGGUUCCGAGAUUUGUUACUGCCUCCAUCUAGUCAAGAUUCUGAGAUUCUGCCCUUUAUUCAGUCUAUAAAUUAUCCCAAGCUGUACAUCGAUGGUCCAUUUGGAAGCCCAUUUGAGGAGUCCCUCAGCUACGAGACCAGCCUCUGCGUGGCUGGAGGUAUUGGGGUCACUCCGUUUGCAUCAGUACUCAACACCUUGCUAGAUGACUGGAAACCAUACAAGCUUAGAAGACUGUACUUUAUUUGGGUGUGUAGGGACAUCCACUCCUUCUGCUGGUUUGCAGACUUACUCUGCACGUUGUAUAAUAAGUUUUGGCAAGAGAAUAGACCUGACUAUGUCAAUAUCCAGCUGUACCUGAGUCAAACAGAUGGGAUCCAGAGGAUAAUUGGAGAAAAAUAUCAAGCAUUAAAUUCAAGACUGUUUAUUGGACGUCCUCGGUGGAGACUUCUGUUUGACGAAAUAGCAAAAUGUAACAGAGGGAAAACGGUUGGUGUUUUCUGUUGUGGACCAAAUUCAGUUUCCAGGACUCUUCACAAACUGAGUAACCAGAACAACUCAUGUGGGACAAAAUUUGAAUACAAUAAAGAAUCUUUCAGCUGAAAACCUCUGAGUUGAACCAAGACCUUAAACAAAGAAUGAAUACAGUUUCUAAGAUUUGGGGCUCAGCUGAAUCAAAGAGUUGUUUUUUGUCAAAGAAUAGAAAGGUUUUCUUAUUUAUGAUUAUUUAAAAUGAAAAUGCAGAGCAUGUGGUAAGAUGACAGGUCACACUACAUGCUUAAUUUAGAAACCAAAGAGUCCCUGAAGAGUAUUUGAUGAUCAAAUUAAAAGAUCACAAUUAGAUACACACUGUUGAUUUUUAUUGCAGAUUCAACACUCCCUGGUGAGGACCUGCACUAGCCUUCUCUGCAGGUAGUCGCUGUGGUUCUCUUGAAAUUGUUCUUCACUGACCAAAUACAAGGUUGAACAAAAUCAAAACUUUGUUGAAUCUCAGAUUACAUUUUCAUCAUUGUGUAUAAGUACAGUAGCUUUAAUUUUGGGUUGUUCCAGGCAGAUACAUUCAGUGUGUGACAGCGCAACAGCCAACUGCGUACUGAUACGGGUACUUGGUGUUGCUAUCUAACCUUCUCACUGCUGAUGCUGAUACCGCUGCUCAAGAUCUGUACCCUCCAUGCUGGUUGACUCUUUUGUAGAUGUGGACAUAGUACGCUCGUUUACAGCUUUCCUUCCUCUGUUUAGGGAGUUCUGCCCUCCCUUAGCAUGACUUAGACACAAUGAUUUAAUAAGUCUGUUCCAUCCCAGUUUAUAUAACCUGUUAUAGCACAGUAAUGAACCUAUCAUUGCUAUAAAUUAUAAAGUUAUGUAUAUAUCAUUUAUAGAUAAGUAAUUGUGUGUGUGUAUAUAUAUAUAUGUUAAUGACUUAUGUCCUUGUUUUUAGCAUAUUUGCUUUAUUUUUUCACAUUUUCUCCCAAGGUGCAAUUUGUCUUAGUUUUGAAGCACUUGAAGUGUUUCUUACAAUUUGCACUUUUAGACCAAAGAGCAACAUAUCUGACACCAGGCACUGAGGUGUAAGCUCUCUGCUCGGCCACACAUGGAUGUCUAAUGGAGAUACUGAAAACAGUCGCAUUCCUGAACAGGCACCUGCUACUUUAUUUUCAGAAGCAGCAGAAAUACUUCAGUGAUUUUUCAAGUUUAUCUUAGAACAGUUAUAUUUUUGAAGCACUAUUUGGAUACCUUGUAAAUGUUUGGUUUAUUGUUACCAUUAGGAGUAUGCUCUGUGAUUCUAUGAGGUUAUGACCCUUGACCAUUAUGCUCUUUGCCCAAAGGGAGAAAUAAAACCCCCACCUUUCUACCUUAAAAAUUGAGACAUUUAUUUAGUUUAUUGAUUGUGUUUAGUAUACACCUGUGAAUUACUAUUGAAUAUAACUUACUGUUGAAAUCAGCAGUGCAAUUUGCCCUACAUUUGUUACAAUUUUGUGUACAGUGUAACCUGACAAAUGCUACUGCCGUUCUGUGACUCCACAAGAGCAAUCCAGAGGGCUAAACCAUCCAGCUUUGAGGGACCGUGCCGUAUUUACUCGUCAGUAUUUUUUCUUUUCCUUGGAGUUCUUUCUUCUCCCCUCUGUGGAAAGAGUCAGAAAAAAAAAAGGGACAUGUACAAUGCUCCUGCAGAUUUAGCUCUGAAGACAUUUAAUGGCCAGUGCAUCUUGGUUAUACAAGAUUAAAAAAGAAUUUUGGAAAGCAUAGCAGAAAUAACUAGAGAAAAGAAAGUUAAACUGUGCUAAAAUACUGACGCUUUGGUGGUAAGUUGUUCAUGUAGUUAUAUUAAAGCAUCUACGCUCAAUCAGACAAGUUUUUCGAAAGACAGCUGGUAUUUCAGAGCAGGUCUGCUAUGCUCAAUGAACGUCCUUUCCAAUUCUAAAUUCCAGGAGAUGUUCAAAUGUUAAGUGUUAAACUUAGUUAAUUUUUGUUACUAUGGAUGGGAAUGAAAUUAAAUCGUCACACACUAUUAGAGAACUUUGCACUGUUCUAAGGGAUUUCAUGGGGAAAAUUCUUGUCUUAAAAGUCUUAAGUGAUUGAUUUUAGUCACAAUAAAUAUUAAAAUUAAAA
Messenger RNA from Octodon degus (degu), 3782 nucleotides. It is a transcript of the gene Nox4, whose product is annotated as NADPH oxidase 4. NCBI's taxonomy places the organism in Eukaryota, Metazoa, Chordata, Mammalia, Rodentia, Octodontidae. Gene Ontology annotation, biological process: defense response; superoxide anion generation. Gene Ontology annotation, cellular component: plasma membrane; NADPH oxidase complex. The record is from RefSeq and is a predicted model, not a curated record. The transcript is spliced from 18 exons. Bases 39 to 1775 code for a protein of 578 amino acids. Gene Ontology annotation, molecular function: superoxide-generating NAD(P)H oxidase activity.